Papaver somniferum (opium poppy) is the source of this 453-nucleotide messenger RNA. RefSeq names its product BTB/POZ domain-containing protein At3g56230-like. The record is from RefSeq and is a predicted model, not a curated record. NCBI's taxonomy places the organism in Eukaryota, Viridiplantae, Streptophyta, Magnoliopsida, Ranunculales, Papaveraceae. The transcript has 3 exons. Gene Ontology annotation, molecular function: protein binding. Bases 1 to 453 code for a protein of 150 amino acids.
AUGGACGUAAACGAGGCAUUUCAAUAUGUGAGAGUUGUCAAUAAGAUGAUGAAAUUGAUGAACAUAGACAAAAAGGGAGAUGCAGCAGCCACCAAUUGGGGGACUAAAAAUGCUACAAAGUGGAUCGAACAAGCAAAACAGAGAGAAGAAGAAGGGUGGAUUAGUUACCUUAGCGGAUUAGCUGUUGCAUUUAGGCAGGAAAGCUACUCAGAUAUUCAAGUCAAGCCUGGCAAUGGACCUGCUAUACCUGCACACCGAUUUUUGUUGGCAGCCUCAUCUGAAGCUUCCAAAACCAUGCUAGCAUCAGAUCUGUGCAAAUCUGCACCGAUUGACUCUGUAUCUCUCCUGAAUUCAAGCAUGAUGAGCUUGAGACAUUCUUGGAGUUUCUUUACUGUGGGAAAUUGUCCAAGGAAAGUUUUAGAAGCAUUUUUACUCCCUCCUACUUGCAGCUGA